GCAGAAAAGACCGCGAGGCAGCCAGAUUAUAAUCCCUAAAUUCCACUGUUCAUAAAUCUCCUGUUUGCCAUCCUCUCCGGCCUUCUUCGCCCGAUUGACCUGUUUUUUCCCCCCAAUUUCAAAAAGCUCAACUCAACCGACGCCGAUUGUGGUGGAAACUUGAUACCUGCAGUCAAAGAGGGAGCUUAGGCUUUUACUCAAUCCAGCAAAGUAUUCAUUCAUCUUUUCCAUAAUGAUAUAAUUCCUGCGAUGAAAUUCUUUUGCUACUAUUACUGAUCAAGGAUAUGAUGACUCUUUGUUUGGAAAUAGUCAAGCUUUGUCUGAUUUUGGUUAGAUCAGUGCGGCAUGUUUAGCAAUGGAGGACAGGGAGUUAUGUCUGAAUCUAUUCAGAAACAUCCUAACGAAGUCGAUUCAGUUACUAAAUAUGAUUCUCUGAGUUCCUACAGAAACAGUAAAACUCAUUCAAACGGCUAUCUCAAGAAGCAUGUCACCGAAGAGCCGUUACUUCUUUCUUCAGACAAAUCCAUUUUACCAACUGCUAGAGAUGCUGAUGCUUGGUUAGCUCCAGGAAAUAUAGUCUGGGUUAAAGACACUAGCCAUGGCUGGUGGCCAGCAGAAGUCACGGACAUAGGAGUUCUGAAGGACAAUGACUAUCAGCAUACUGCACGAGUUUUAGUGCAGCUUUUUAAAAUCCACAGAAGAGUGUGGGCAGAUUCUUCAGAUCUUUCACAGUUUUCAAAUUGCUUUGAGGAAAGAAGCCAAAAUCCUUCAGAAGCUUUCCAAGAUGCUCUGAAGCAGGCAUUGUCCAAAUAUGGGAAUGAUAGACUUAGAACUUCAGAAAGUAGAAGUGCUGGUGAGAUCAGGAGCCCAACUCAACAGGACAAAUCACCUGAUGCAUCAAAAACCUCAAUUUCCAGCAGCAGCAAGGAUGAUCAUGAUGAAGAGGGAGGGAGGGGCAAAAGGAAAAAGAAAACAAAGAUUCAUUUUGAUGAGAUGGCUGUUGCAGAUAAUCCUGCAAGAAAAAUUCGCCGCCUAAAGAUAAUGAGGCUAUUAGGGCUCGCAGCUCCUGUUGGAUCUCCCUUCUCUCCCACACAUAAAAGCUCUUAAUAUGACUUAUACCAGCAUUUUGAGAAAUAUUUUUCCUUUUCCUUUUAUCCCAAAGUCUAAAAUAUUUGAAAAAAAAAGAUGUGUCAGGAUAUCUAAUACAAUUUAUUUUAUGAUGGGCUUAAAUAUCAUCGUAUUUGCUUUGAAAUUAGUGCACGUAAUAUAAACUCUUUGUAUGUAAUGUUAUGCUUUGUUUGGGAUGGUCUUCUUACUGAUUCUUAAAGCAGUUUUUUUUUAUACAAAAAUUUUAAUUUUGUACUAAAAAGAUGCUUUAAGAAGCAGUAAAAAAACUGUCUUAAACGAAUCCUUAGUCUCAAAGCAAAUUCAAUAAUUUUUAAGCGCAUCAUAAUAUAAAUUGUAUUAAGAUGUUGACACGAUUUUUUUUUCCAAAAUGUUUUAUCUUACCAGCAUAGCAAGUAUCCAUGUUGAAGCCCUGAUAUUAUUAUUUCAUGUCAACAAGAGGAGCCUGCAUGCUGACCUGCUGCAACUAUUUUGCUUCAUGUUAAUAGAUUAUCCUUUGUUUUUGCAAUAUAUUGGGGAUGCUGUGGCUUGGA
Dendrobium catenatum is the source of this 1658-nucleotide messenger RNA. RefSeq lists its product as uncharacterized. The record is from RefSeq and is a predicted model, not a curated record. Lineage: Eukaryota; Viridiplantae; Streptophyta; Magnoliopsida; Asparagales; Orchidaceae. The transcript is spliced from 9 exons. The coding region runs from base 346 to 1107 and encodes 253 amino acids.